GGGUUUGAGCGACUUAUCUCUCAGUCUCACUGUCAAGAUGCAUCCCUUAACAUUCUCCUUGCUUGCCUUGGCUUCUCUGACAGUUUUGGCCCGCGCUAGUGUUCAGAAACAGUUUCAACUUUCAGAGGACUUGUACGAAUCGACGCGUUUCGACCUCUCUAACCUGAAAUACGAGCAUUCACAAAUCACCCCUUAUCUUAAUCUCUCUUCAAUAACAUCGAAGAGCGCAUUUCAGACUCUGUCUCAUCCUCGGUUUCCGCGACAUUCAGUGCGUGUUAAGAAGUCAGAUUUCUGUGACCCCACAGUAUCGGUAUACACGGGCUACCUCGAUGUAGACGAUGGGGCGAAGCAUAUGUUCUUCUACUUCUUUGAAAGUCGGAGAGACCCGGCAAAUGAUGACGUUAUGAUGUGGAUCAACGGAGGACCUGGAUGUUCCUCGGCCACAGGCCUCCUGUUUGAACUGGGUCCAUGUAGCAUCGACAUCAACAAUAUUUCUGAGAAUGGGACAAUGUGGAAUCCUUAUUCGUGGAAUAAGGAAGCAAAUAUAUUUUUCCUCGACCAGCCUGUUGGCGUCGGUUUCUCUUAUGCUGAUUUUGGCGAAACGGUAGAGACUACAGAAGAUGCCGCGAAGAACAUUCACGCAUUCAUAACCAUCUUUUUCGAAACAUUUAAGCAAUUUACUGGGCGUCCCUUGCAUCUCUCUGGAGAGUCCUACGGGGUGAACGGCCGGUAUUUACCUCUGUUCGCGAGUGAAAUCUACGAUAAGAAUCAGGUCGCCCAGGCAGAAGGCCGCCCUACUUUGAACCUCCAGAGUGUCCUGAUUGGCAAUGGUAUCACCGAUAUCUCGACAUUAUAUCUAGGUAGGUAUGAGAUCGAGUGUGGUACGGCGGCCUUGGAUGUCCCUUUUCAGCAAAUCGGUAAAUGUGUUCGCAUGAAGACGGCGCUCCCGAGAUGCCAAGCUGCUAUGAAGAGUAAUUGCAUCGACCAGUUCGAUUCUAUGAACUGUCGUGCUACUGUGGAUUUCUGUGACAACGAACUCAGCACCGGGUAUUGGGAUAGCGGGAGAAAUCCGUAUGAUAUAUCCAAGAUGUGUGAAGGUGAUGAUCUAUGCUACACCGAACAGGGUGCCAUUGGAAAUUUCCUCGAUCUACCAAGCACGCGAGAACUUCUAGGGGUUGAAAGCCCUGGAAAUUUUACAGGUUGCUCUCCCGAAGUAGGUCGCAACUUCAACAAGCACAUGGACAAAUGGGCGCAUCCGACACAGUACUACGUUGCCGGACUCCUUGAAAGAGGAAUCCGGGUACUCAUUUAUGCGGGUACCUAUGACUGGCAAUGCAACUGGGUCGCGAAUAAGUUGUGGGUAGACAAAUUAGAAUGGAGCGGACAACAAACGUAUUUGGUUGAAGAGUGGAGAAACUGGGUUGUGCAAGGGCAGAAGGCAGGUGAGACGAAGAAAGCAGGGAAUCUGACCUUUGCCACGAUUCGAGGGGCGGGACAUAUGGUCCCGCACGACAAACCUGCUGAGGCGCAGGCAAUGGUAUCCAGAUGGCUGGCGAAAGAAGACAUCUGAUGCAGUCGCUAUGGCCGGGACGGCUCAUACCAUGGGAAUCACGAAAAAAGUGAAGUUACAACGGGAGUGCGGCUCGAUCACGGUCAACUUUUGCUAAAGGUCCCCUAUGUUGUACAAAGUAUGGUCGUCAACCAGUAUUUUCAUUUGCUGAGCUUUU
Serpula lacrymans var. lacrymans S7.9 is the source of this 1727-nucleotide messenger RNA. RefSeq lists its product as uncharacterized. Gene Ontology annotation, cellular component: fungal-type vacuole. Gene Ontology annotation, molecular function: serine-type carboxypeptidase activity. The record is from RefSeq and is a predicted model, not a curated record. Gene Ontology annotation, biological process: proteolysis. The transcript is spliced from 12 exons. NCBI's taxonomy places the organism in Eukaryota, Fungi, Basidiomycota, Agaricomycetes, Boletales, Serpulaceae. The coding region runs from base 38 to 1570 and encodes 510 amino acids.